Molecule: messenger RNA, 990 nt
Organism: Cladocopium goreaui
Lineage: Eukaryota; Dinophyceae; Suessiales; Symbiodiniaceae
Source: the annotation of a GenBank genome assembly
AUGACGGCGCAACUCCUGGCGGUGCCCUGCUCCUUGUUCCUCUGGAGAUAUUUGGAGCAGGUGGUGCCACGGGACUAUGGCAGCCGUGCAGGCCGUGCCCGGACCGCUGCUGCAGUGCCCAGCGAAGUUGUGACAAGACGCCGGGCACAGGGCAAGAUCGCUGAGGAGACCCUUCCAGUUGCUUGCACCGUGGAAUUGCAGAAUGUCCGCAAGGAGUUUCUCAUCGGUGGGAGGCGGCCAAACAGGCGGGUUGUGGCGGUGAAACGAUUGGACUUGGGCUUGGCAGAAGGAGAGAUCUUGGCCUUGCUCGGCCACAAUGGGGCCGGGAAGUCUACCACAGUGUCGAUGCUUACAGGGGUUCUGCCUCCCACAGAGGGCCGAGUGAUCAUUCAUGGCUACGACGUGGCUCAGCAUCCCGAAGAAGCGCGACGCUUCCUGGGGGUAUGCCCACAGCAUGACAUUCUCUUCGACUUCCUCAGUGCUGACGAUCACCUCCGUUUGGCUGCCAGCUUGCGCGGAGUUCAGGGCGGCGGAUCAGCGCAGGAUCUCCUGCGAGCUGUGGGGCUCUUGGGGCACUUGCUAGGCGCUCCCGCAGGGCAGCUCUCUUCUGGCAGAAGGCGUGCCCUGUGCGUGGCCCUGGCAUUUGUCGGUGAUCCCCGCUUCAUUUUGCUGGACGAACCUACCUCAGGGAUGGAUCCCUAUGUGAGGAGAAGCAUGUGGGAGUUGCUGAAGAAGUACCGCCCGGGGCGCGCGUUAUGCCUCAGCACUCACUAUAUGGAUGAGGCAGAAAUGCUUGGAGAUCACGUGUGCAUCUUGUCUCGUGGGACGCUGCAAUGCUAUGGAUCGCCGGAAUGGCUCAAGGCGCGCCUGGGCAGCGGCUAUGCCUUGACGCUCAGCGCCACGCAGGCCACGCGGACGUUGCAGGUGGCAAAGACGGCCCUGGACCUCUUGCAGAGGAACGCGCUUGGAUCCUGGUGCGUGGUGGUCUAA